UGCAUAGAGGGACUGCGCAUGCUCAGUGGUAAAACCAGGGAAUGUGUACUGUAGCUAGCCUGAGGAGUUAUCGGCCUUACUAACCUCGGCCUUCGGGUGCGUGGUGUGGGCAAGGAGCCUUUUUUUCUACCCAAUAUUCAAUUCUAGUUGAAAAUGUCCGUGUUCUCGGAGUCUGCUUUGGAGAAGAAACUAUCAGAACUGAGCAAUUCCCAGCAGAGCGUACAGACUCUUUCACUUUGGCUCAUUCACCACAGAAAACACUCCAAAACCAUCGUCAGAGUCUGGUAUAACGAGCUGAAGAAAGCCCAGGUGCCUCGCAAGCUGACCUUACUCUAUCUUGCGAAUGAUGUCAUUCAGAACAGCAAGAGGAAAGGACCAGAGUUCACACAAGAUUUUGCCCCAGUCAUUGUUGAUGCUUUUAAGCAUGUCUCUAGUCAAGGAGAUGAGGGCUGUAAAAAACAGUUGGGCAGAGUUCUCUCCAUCUGGCAGGAAAGAGCUGUCUAUGAGAAUGAGGUGCUGGGCAAACUUUCUGAAGUUCUGCUGGUAGAAAAGAAAGCCAAGAAGAGGCCUUAUGAAGAGAUCAAGGUGAAUGAUGAAGGUUUCGCCUCCCGUAGCUCCCCUGGGGAACCUCCACAGACUGCAGAUCUAAUAAGAGCGCUACAGGAGCUUGAGAACGCUGCCUCAAGUGAUGCCACUCUUCGUCAGCGGAUUUCUGCUUUACCCCCUGAGGUGCAGGACACCUCUUUACUGCAUAAAGUCACAGAUAAAGAGUCGGGAGAGCGUCUUUCUCGGCUGGUGGAAGAGGCCUGCAUGCUUCUGGCAGAUUACAGUGGACGGCUGGCUGCAGAGAUUGAUGACCGACGACAGCUCACACGCACACUCGCUGUCUUUUUGCAGAGCCAGAAAGAUGGCCUGGCCCAGAACGAGCAGAAAUUAGAAGAAUACAAACGCAAACUGGCACGUGUGUCCCAGGUACGGAAGGAGCUACGGUCUCGUCUCAACAGUCUCCCAGACCUCUCCCGGCUUCCAAGUGUUACGAGCAGCCAUGUCCACCUGCCCUCCUCUGGCCAUCUUUACAACCCCUCAGAUUGUAUGUCUUCAGGUGAGAAGGGUGGAAAGCAUUGCCAUGACAACAGCCGUGCCCUGGAGGAUCGCGAGCGUGAAAAAAAACUGGCCAAGAAACGCCUUUACAUAGUUUCAGCAGUCUGUCUGGUCUUUAUGGUGGGAGAGAUUUUAGGUGGGUAUUUUGCUGGGAGUCUGGCAGUGAUGACAGAUGCUGCCCACCUGCUUGUGGACCUCACCAGCUUCCUCAUCAGUUUGUGCUCGCUGUGGCUGUCAUCCAGACCUGCUACACGCACUCUCAGUUAUGGCUGGCAUCGAGCAGAAAUCCUGGGUGCUCUGCUGUCUGUCUUUACCAUUUGGCUGGUGACUGGCGUGCUGGUCUAUGUGGCAGUGGAAAGGAUCAUAGAUGAUGACUUUACUAUCGAGGGCACUGUCAUGCUCAUCACCGCUGGCUGUGCUGUGUUGGCCAACAUUAUAAUGGCUCUCACUCUGCAUCAGUCAGGUCAUGGUCACAGUCACGGUGGUUUGAGCUCCCACAGUCACGACCAUGGUAAGGAAAAAGGCCACGGCCAUGCUAACGGUAAUCAUUGUGACGUAGAGGGGCAAGAUGGUAAAAAGCCACAGGCUAAUGCUAGUGUCAGAGCAGCAUUUGUCCAUGUGAUUGGAGAUCUUCUGCAGAGCAUCAGUGUGCUUGUCAGUGCUCUGAUCAUCUUUUUUAAGCCAGAAUAUAAGAUUGCUGAUCCCAUCUGCACCUUCCUGUUUUCUCUCUUUGUCCUGGGCACCACUUUCACCAUCAUGAGGGACAUUCUUAUUGUCUUAAUGGAAGGCACACCGGCAGCUGUGAAAUAUAAUGAAGUGAGGGAGAGGCUGCUCAAAGUAAAGGGAGUCAAAGCCAUACACAACCUUCACAUCUGGGCCUUGACUAUGAACCAGGCUGUGUUGUCUGCACACGUGGCUAUAGAUGACACCGUCGAGCCCCAGGUGGUAUUAAGAGAAAUCACCCAGACCUCCUUCGAUACCUACAGUUUCCAUUCGAUAACCAUUCAACUAGAGCAAGAAGCAGACCAAAGGCCUGAUUGUAGCCUCUGCCAGGGCCCUAAAAAAUGAAUCAUCCCGUAACAAUUCAUUUAUCAAUAGUCCCAAUCCAAAGAGGCAAAAGACCCUGAAAAGAUCUAUAAAAGAAUUCAAACCAUUGUCGGUGAAUAUACAGUAAUAGUGUUUGCUAUCACUAAUUUUGAUUGGAGAAUCUGUAAAUUGUUUCAGUUGUAAAACACUGGAAAGUUUGGCAGAUAUGAUAUGAUAUAGAUUUGGUAGAGAAUCCCAAAUGUAGCCUUUAAGAAAGGAAAGGUAUUUUAGACUUUAUUUUAUUAUUGUUCAUUUCUGUUGUAUCUUGUUUCAGCCUCAUGAAAUAGAAUUUUGUUCGGUUACUUUUGUUUCAAAAAUAGUAAUUUAACUGCACUGAGCCAUGUCCAAGUACAUAAUAGAGCGAGAUUAUAAAUGCAUUUGUUAUACUGUAUUUGAGUGCCAUUUUAUGUUUCUGCAUUUAGAUGUUGUUUGUCUCACUGUAUCAGUAAAGAAAACUAUGA
Messenger RNA from Triplophysa rosa, 2648 nucleotides. It is a transcript of the gene slc30a8, whose product is annotated as solute carrier family 30 member 8. Bases 154 to 2169 code for a protein of 671 amino acids. Lineage: Eukaryota; Metazoa; Chordata; Actinopteri; Cypriniformes; Nemacheilidae. The transcript is spliced from 14 exons. Gene Ontology annotation, molecular function: zinc ion transmembrane transporter activity. Gene Ontology annotation, biological process: insulin secretion; response to glucose; response to zinc ion. The record is from RefSeq and is a predicted model, not a curated record. Gene Ontology annotation, cellular component: plasma membrane.